AUGUCUUCAAUUGCUAAGAAUAACAAAGAUAUCUUCACUCUAUUUGAUAAGAAAGGUCAAGGUUCCAUUACAAAGCCUCAAUUCGGUGAUUACUUGAGAGCCAUUGGUUACAACCCUACAAAUGCACAGGUCGAAGAGAUACUCAGUGGAGCCUCCCAGGACGCCUUAUCUCUGGAAGAUAUCUCUUCAUUGAUCGAGUCUAACCAGCAGUUGUUAGAUGCUACUACUACUGCUAAAGUUGACGAUUUCAUUAAAGCAUUCCAAGUGUUUGAUAAAGAAAACACUGGGAAGGUCACUGUCGGUGAUAUUAGAUACAUGUUGACUGGGUUAGGUGAAAAACUAUCUGAUGAAGAAGUCGACGAGUUAUUGAAAGGUGUAGAGAUUGAUUCUGAUGGUGGAAUCGAUUACAAGAAAUUUAUGGAGGAUAUAUUAAGACAAUAA
Molecule: messenger RNA, 441 nt
Organism: Maudiozyma barnettii
Lineage: Eukaryota; Fungi; Ascomycota; Saccharomycetes; Saccharomycetales; Saccharomycetaceae
Gene: MLC1
Product: Mlc1p
Exons: 1
Coding region: 1-441 (146 amino acids)
Biological process (GO): mitotic actomyosin contractile ring assembly
Cellular component (GO): myosin II complex
Molecular function (GO): calcium ion binding
Source: RefSeq, a predicted model, not a curated record